Molecule: messenger RNA, 594 nt
Organism: Hypoxylon trugodes
Lineage: Eukaryota; Fungi; Ascomycota; Sordariomycetes; Xylariales; Hypoxylaceae
Exons: 1
Coding region: 67-378 (103 amino acids)
Source: RefSeq, a predicted model, not a curated record
AGUAUGAACCCGUCUGUACUAUGUAUGUUGUGCGCGUUGAGUGCGUCUGUGUGUAUGUAGGUAGAUAUGUAUAUGUGGGUGUAUGGGUAUAAGGUGUGGGUAGUGGAUAUGUCCGGGGUACACACAUACUACCUAGUACUUACAUACAUCCACACAUUUAUACGUACAUACAUACAUGCCCCAGGUAACGUAUGUAUAUACGUAUAUACGUACAUCUCUAUCUACCUACAUAUAGACGUACAUAUAAUACAUAACACAACCCAUCCACACCUACAAACCCCCAUGGCCCUGCGCCCCGUCGUCGCGUCCGUGAUGGUCCAUGUGACCGAUUCGGAAUGGAGGGGAAUAUUAGUCACUUUUCUAUGUUUCGCCUCGUGACGGUUGCCUAUCCGUCUAUUUUGUCUACCUACAGUUUUCUCUCUCUUUCUCCGUUCUCACAUUCCUUUUCCCGCUCCGCGUUUAGGAGGCUUGUUAUUUUACCGCAUAUUUACGUAUGCGUGUGCGCGUGCGCAUGCAGGGUGUUAUGUAGGUAUACUGUGCCAGGGAAAGAAAGGAAACGGACCAUAAGAAGAAAAAAGAUAUUGGAGGGACGGA